CACAGAUCAGCUGAUUAACCUCGGGAUGAGCGCAGGUGUGCGGCCAGUGUUGCGGCCAGUGUUGCGGGGAAGACGGUCGGAGGAGCAAUAAAUUAGAACCGAACCGUUGCUAGCGGCCACAGUACACCGUGAGUGCUGGGACCGGACGCAGAGGAUACUCGCUGCAGGCUACUUGUUACGUUGUUAAGGUUUGAACGAGUCAGUAACGACCUCCCUAGUCCCUAGUACUGCGGGCUACUAGGAACACGCGUGUGUGUGUGUGCGUGCGUGUGUGGUUUGCACUGUAGUCCAGUGUUGUGUUGAAGUGAGCGAUUAGACCUCGCUACCUCGUCCGUAGAGUCGUGCGGAACUAACAGCCCGCUUCCCCCAUGGCAACAAGGGUCAUCACCGGUGGCUACAACAACAGCAGCAGCAGCAGCAGCAGCGGCGGCAACCAAAUGCGAAGCGCUGGUAGAUAUCGCCCUACCGGAUCAGAUAGUGGGAGCUCGAUGACGGCGACGACGACGACGACGACGACGGCGGCGGCGGCAGCGGCGGUUGCGCACCAUGGAGGAGGGGUACAGCCAAAACCAGGGACGGUACCGCAGGAGCGGCCAGUCAGUAAUGAGCAGCAGCUGAGCGUACAGCAACAGCAACAGUCAAUCCGCGUACCCGUUGUCGCCGCCGACGCCGCAGUCGCAGUCCGUACGCCGCAAGCCACAAGCCGCAGCGUUGUCAUCGCGGACCAGAAGCAACAGCAGCAGCAGCAGCAGCAUCACCACCACCAUCACCACCAUCAGCACCAACAGCAACCGCACCGACAACAACCGACAGCAGUAGUAGCGAUGGGCGACGACAACAGCAGCAGCACACCGAUCAACCGGGACCGCCUGGGUCAGUGGCCAACCGGGCCGGAUGGGGAAACCGCUGGUGCCAUCUCGGGCUUCGAUCGACUCCGGAUUGGCAAGUACAACAAGGGACUGUCUUUUAGCAUCGAGGAACGGCAGGCGCUCGGUAUCCAUGGGCUGUUGCCGGCUGUGGUGCGGUCGGAGCAGGCCCAGGUGGAGCACUGUGCAGAGCUGCUGCGCCACUACGAGGCCCCGUUGGACAAGUAUAUCUACCUGAUGGGGCUGCUGGACCGAAACGAGCGGCUCUUCUAUCGUCUGCUCGCCUCGAACAUCGGCGAGAUGAUGCCGCUGGUGUACACGCCGACGGUCGGGCUGGCCUGCCAGCGGUACAGCCUGGUAUUCGAGCGGCCGCGCGGCCUGUUCGUCACGAUCAACGACCUGGGGCACGUGUACGAGGUGCUGUGCAACUGGCCAGAGUCGGACGUGCGUGCGAUCGUCGUGACGGACGGUGAGCGCAUCCUCGGGCUCGGUGAUCUGGGCGCGAACGGUAUGGGCAUACCGGUCGGCAAGCUGGCACUCUACACGGCACUCGCCGGCAUCAAGCCCCACCAGUGUCUACCGGUCACGCUCGACGUGGGCACCAACACGCAAUCGAUCCUGGACGAUCCACUGUACAUUGGGUUGCGGCAGCGGCGUGUCACCGGGCCCGAUUACGACGCACUGGUCCAGGAGUUCAUGGAAGCGGCAGUGCGCCGCUUCGGCCGCAACUGUCUGAUCCAGUUCGAGGACUUUGCGAACGCGAACGCGUUCCGCUUCCUCGACCGUUAUCGGAACGACUAUUGCACCUUCAACGAUGACAUCCAGGGAACGGCGGCCGUAGCGGUCGCUGGCCUGUUCGCUUCGCUGCGCAUCACCCGCACCAAGCUCUCGGACAACCGGAUACUGUUCCAGGGGGCGGGUGAGGCGGCGCUCGGUAUUGCGCAGCUGUGCGUGAUGGCGCUGCAGCAGGAUGGACUGAGCGAAGCCGAGGCACGGCGUCGAAUCUGGCUCGUCGAUAGCCGUGGUCUGAUCGUGAAGGAUCGUCCGGCUGGUGGGCUGAGUGGUCACAAGCACAACUUUGCGCACGAGCACCCGCCGGUCGAUACGCUGCACGAGGCUGUGCAGCAGCUCCGGCCGACCAUCUUGAUCGGCGCGGCUGCCAUCGCAGGCGCCUUCACGCCCGCCAUCCUGCGCGCGAUGGCCGACUGCAACGAGCGGCCCGUCAUCUUUGCCCUCUCCAACCCAACCAGCAAAGCGGAAUGCACGGCAGAGCAGGCCUACCAGCACACGGACGGUCGGGCCGUGUUCGCUUCCGGUUCGCCCUUCGAUCCCGUCACCUACGGUGGCCGCACGUUCUAUCCCGGUCAGGGGAACAACUCGUACAUCUUCCCGGGUAUCGCGCUCGGCGUACUGUGCGCCGGUGCGGGCACCAUUCCCGAGGAGUUGUUCCUGCGUUCCGCCCAGCGGUUGGCUGAGAUUGUGACGGACGAGGAUCUGGAGCGGGGCAGCCUCUACCCACCGCUCGAUCGCAUCCAGGAGUGCUCGGUGCAGAUCGCCGUGCACAUUAUGGAGUACGCGUACCAGCAGGGUAUCGCCGCAACGCAGCCGGAACCGCGCGACAAGGAAGCGUUCGUGCGUGCACAGAUGUACGAUCCGCACUACAAGUCGGCCCUGCCCACAGUUUACGCCUGGCCAAAGCUCUAAGGUCCCGGCGGUCUCAUGUGCCGUGUCCCGAUGCUCCUCGGGUACAGCUGCACUCCGUGAUUCAUCCGCGCUAUCAAUGGUGUGCGUGUUUGUUAUAUCUCGUACUGUUCUGUGUUGUUAUAUUGUGUUGUGUUAACUAUGUACAAUGCCCUUCUCAUUUGCCAACAUUCCCCCUCCCCCCUCCUUUUCCCAACCCCCAGAGCCUCACUUUUGCUACAAUCAGUCCUGGAUCAACGCUUCUCUCUCAACACCGACUACAUCCCGCAAGACCACCCACUAUCACUUCUGUUAUUGUUGUUUUUUUUCUCCAUUGUUUUCCGGGGUGGCCUCUGCUAGUGUACCGAUGCCGUUAAAGCGCAAAAAAAGCAAAUCGAAACCCCUGGUAAAGGUAAUAAAUAUUUAUUCGCUAAUGUUUGGCAUAUA
Molecule: messenger RNA, 2993 nt
Organism: Anopheles darlingi
Lineage: Eukaryota; Metazoa; Arthropoda; Insecta; Diptera; Culicidae
Product: NADP-dependent malic enzyme-like
Exons: 3
Coding region: 369-2570 (733 amino acids)
Biological process (GO): malate metabolic process; pyruvate metabolic process
Cellular component (GO): mitochondrion
Molecular function (GO): NAD binding; malate dehydrogenase (decarboxylating) (NADP+) activity; malate dehydrogenase (decarboxylating) (NAD+) activity
Source: RefSeq, a predicted model, not a curated record